This is a messenger RNA of Fimicolochytrium jonesii, 1460 nucleotides long. RefSeq lists its product as uncharacterized. The transcript has 3 exons. The coding region runs from base 100 to 1263 and encodes 387 amino acids. The record is from RefSeq and is a predicted model, not a curated record. NCBI's taxonomy places the organism in Eukaryota, Fungi, Chytridiomycota, Chytridiomycetes, Spizellomycetales, Powellomycetaceae.
AGCAAAAGGGCAAGGAAAUUCUGCGGCUGCAACCCUCGAACGCAACACAAAAGUGGCAGCUCCAACGCAUACCCUCCGUUCCGGCUGCAGCUGCAAACUAUGAGGCACCAUCUACGGGCAGGACGAACGCAACGGCGAGCAAUGAGAACCCAGGUCGCCCUUGUUUUGGCGUUGACGACAGCGACGCAGGUUGCCGCGCAAGCGAGUGCUUUCACGUUUUCUUAUUCCGCAAAUGGAGCAUGGCAAGCCGGUCAGCCCGAAACGGUGACAUUCGUUCUCGAUCGCCUCGUUUCCGACACACUUUUCGUCGAUGCCAUAUAUCUCAGCCCGUUGGGUGCGCCGGCGGGAACUGGCCGUAUUCGAGCAUGUGCCAAUUUGCUGUUUGAUGGAGCGCAGAAGAAUGCACCAUGCGGUGCAGGGUUCUGCACAACGGUGACAUGUACGACGACGAUUCCUUCCGGGUACCCUGCCGUAAACUCGUUCGAUGUGUCGGCUGAAUGGAAGGAUUGCAAGAAAAUGCCGCUGUUGGAUGUUCCUGUGCCUUUCUGUAACGGAGAAACGAGCGUUGAUCGCGCGGCUCCCGUUCAUAUUAGCAGUGCUGGUCCAGCAUCUACAACAAGUGCUUCUACUUCCAUCGCUCCGGCCACUUCUUCAUCUAUUAUUUCAUCGAUAACGUCAACGUCGACAUCAGCCAGCACGACCGCAUCGUCUACGUCCUCGAUAUCGUCUGCCGCCAGCACGUCCUCUGCGGCCACUCCUUCCUCAUCCUCAAAAGUUACGGCCAUGGCCUCCUCAUCUGCAACAUCCAUCGCAACGAGCGCCCCAGUGAACGCGAACCCCGACAGCUCUUCCAGCGGGUCGAACACACCAGCAAUCAUUGGCGGCGUCAUUGCAGCGCUCGCCGUGCUCUUCGCAGGCGGAGGUCUGUUAUGGAGACGGGCCCGCCGGGACAAACAGCUAGACUACGAAUUCGAAACGGCCAAACAGCGUCCGUUCUCCCUCCUCAAGGGCGGCGUGCCACCCCUCAUGAACGCUCCUUCGAACGCCUCAAUGUCUCAGCCAUCACAUUUUGCGGACAAUCGUGACUCUUACCAAGCGUAUCCAAGUUUGGGACGGGGACCCGAGAUGGGUUAUCAGUAUGAUCCUACGGCGUAUGGACCUCCAUCCCCGCGUAUGCAGAACAUCAACAUGGUGCACAAUGUUCCAGCCCAUGUUCACCCGGUGGCCACUGACAGACCGCUGGGUUUGCAUAUUGUUAAUUAGUUCUGCCUUUUUUUUUUUGUAACAUCCCUUUGUAGGUAGAGAGACUGGGAUAGUGUUAUCCCAGAUUCCGUACUGUAGCAAACCAUAUUCCCCCGGUAUCCACCCCUGUAGACACAUAGACUCCUGCUUCCCCCUUACAUAGCUAGCGACACUUGUAAUGUACUGUAUAUACACCGCGAAAUAGGCAUGACUUUCGG